Molecule: messenger RNA, 987 nt
Organism: Raphanus sativus (radish)
Lineage: Eukaryota; Viridiplantae; Streptophyta; Magnoliopsida; Brassicales; Brassicaceae
Product: dehydration-responsive element-binding protein 2F-like
Exons: 1
Coding region: 60-809 (249 amino acids)
Biological process (GO): positive regulation of DNA-templated transcription; response to stress
Cellular component (GO): nucleus
Molecular function (GO): transcription cis-regulatory region binding; DNA-binding transcription factor activity
Source: RefSeq, a predicted model, not a curated record
AGUUUCUCAUUAUCAAAACAUCCUCUCUUCUUUCUCCUUCACUCUCUGCAACACCAAAAAUGGAGAAGCCAUCCUCAAUGAAGCAAUGGAAGAAAGGUCCUGCUCGUGGGAAAGGCGGUCCUCAAAACGCUCUUUGUCGGUACCGAGGAGUCAGGCAAAGAACGUGGGGAAAAUGGGUGGCUGAGAUCAGAGAACCCAAGAAGAGGGCAAGACUCUGGCUUGGUUCUUUCGCUACUGCUGAAGAAGCAGCCAUGGCUUAUGACAAAGCAGCGUUGAAACUCUAUGGCCAAGACGCUUAUCUCAACUUACCUCAUCUUCAGCAGAAACAAGGGCCUCCUGUCAACAAAACUCAGAGGUUCAAAUGGGUGCCUUCAAGGAAGUUCAUCUCUAUGUUCCCUUCUCGUGGUUUGCUUAACGUGAAUGCUCAGCCUAGCCUUCACGUUAUCCAGCAAAGACUAGAUGAGCUAAAGAAAAACGGACUUCUAUCUCAAUCCUCUAUUAACCUUCUUGAUGAGCAGAAGAAACCAGAGGUGGACCUGAACGAGUUUCUUCAGCAGAUGGGGAUCUUGAAGGAUAAGUGUCAAGCAGAAGCAAGUGAAGUAGGAGAAUGUCAGUACACUCCACCAUGGAAAGAACAAGAAGAAAAUGUAAGUCCUUUCACAGAUCAGAGUCUAGGCAGUGAGACUGUGAUUGAUGAGAUGCCAGGAAGUGAAACCUCAGCUAUGCAUUUCGACUUCAGCAAUUUCGAAAGCUAUGAUGAUCUAGGUUUCCCUUCCAUCUGGAACUUCUGUGGAAGCUUAGAUGAGUGAGAGAGAUGUGUUGCACAUCAGUUUCAAAAGUACACGUGUUGAGUUAGGUUUAGUGUUUUUGUAAUAGUGUAGCUAGCUGCAUGGAUAGAAAGAGAUAUGCUCAGAGUGCAGUCUCUGCAGCAAUAAAAUGAGUCAGUGUACUUCUGAAUAUGAACAAGUUGUUCUGUUUUUUUUGGUA